UAGCAACAUAUACUGAGUGGACCGGAAGUAGCUAUAACAGACCGGAAGGGCCCCCACGCGUUCCCGGAAACGUCCCGGCACGGGGAACGGAAGAGAAGACCCCGCUCGCCGGCGAGCAUUCAAGAUGGCGGAGGUGGGAGAGGUGACCGAGGGCUGCUGGCUGCCCCUGCUGCGUCGCAACCAGGAUAACGAAGAUGAAUGGCCUCUGGCUGAAAUCCUCAGUGUUAAGGACAUCAGCGGCAGGAAGCUUUUCUACGUACAUUACAUUGACUUUAACAAGCGUCUGGAUGAAUGGGUUACCCAUGACCGGCUGGACUUGAAGAAGAUCCAGUUCCCCAAGAAGGAAGCCAAGACUCCCACCAAGAAUGGGCUUCCUGGCUCCCGGCCCAGCUCUCCAGAGCGGGAAGUGAGGAAGACCUUGGAUCUAUCUCUACAACCUGCCUCAGCUCCAGCCAGCGGUAAAACCCUGCCCAUCCCAGUGCAGAUAACGCUCCGCUUUAACCUGCCUAAGGAGAGGGAGGCUGUUCCCGGGGAGCCUGACCAACCCCUCUCCUCCAGCUCCUGCGUCCAGCCGAACCAUCGGACAACGGUACGCACCGGCGCCGGGGAUACCUCCCCCAUCUCGUAUCCUCAGCAUGGUCUGGGCGUGGCCACAAGCUGGGAUCGCGCCAGGUCGCACAAGCUGGCCGGGGUCGGGCUAGGUCUGGACUUGCAUGGGAAGCCCCCAAGGCAUGGUGCUGGGGAUUCAAAACGGAAGGUGGAGGUGGUUUCCCCUGCAACCCCCGUCCCUGCUUCGACAGAGACCACUCAAGCCUCUGUGUUCCCCCAGAACGGCUCAGCCAGGAGAGCUGUGGCUGCCCAGCCUGGCAGGAAGAGGAAAUCCAACUGCCUGGGCACAGAUGAGGACUCCCAGGACAGCUCAGACGGUAUCCCUUCAGCCCCGCGCAUGACUGGCAGCUUGGUGUCGGACCGCAGCCAUGACGACAUCAUCACGCGCAUGAAGAACAUAGAGUGCAUCGAGCUGGGCCGGCACCGCCUGAAGCCCUGGUACUUCUCACCCUACCCGCAGGAGCUCACCACCCUGCCUGUGCUGUAUCUCUGCGAGUUCUGCCUCAAAUAUGUCAAGAGCCUCAAGUGCCUGCAGAGGCACCUAACCAAGUGUGACCUACGGCACCCACCUGGGAACGAAAUCUACCGCAAAGGCACUAUCUCCUUCUUUGAGAUCGACGGGCGCAAGAACAAGAGCUACUCACAGAACCUCUGCCUGCUGGCGAAGUGCUUCCUGGACCACAAGACCCUGUACUAUGACACUGACCCCUUCCUCUUCUAUGUCAUGACAGAGUAUGACUGCAAGGGCUUCCACAUCGUGGGCUAUUUCUCCAAGGAGAAGGAGUCCACAGAGGACUACAAUGUGGCCUGCAUCCUAACCCUGCCUCCAUACCAGAGGCGAGGCUAUGGCAAGCUGCUCAUCGAAUUCAGCUAUGAGCUCUCCAAGGUGGAAGGGAAAACAGGGACACCAGAAAAGCCACUCUCAGACCUGGGGCUUCUCUCCUACCGCAGUUACUGGUCCCAGACCAUCCUGGAGAUCCUAAUGAACCUGAAGUCUGAGAACGGAGAGCGCCCACAGAUCACUAUCAAUGAAAUCAGCGAGAUCACCAGCAUCAAGAAGGAGGAUGUGAUCUCCACACUGCAGUAUUUGAAUCUCAUCAAUUACUACAAGGGCCAGUACAUCCUGACACUCUCAGAAGACAUAGUGGAUGGGCAUGAGAGGGCAAUGCUGAAGCGGAUCCUGCGCAUUGACUCCAAGUGUCUGCACUUCACCCCCAAAGACUGGAGCAAAAGGGGGAAGUGGUGAGAAGCAGGGCUUGUCUGCCAUCAACUCCGUGGUGGCCCUGACAUGGGGCCUCCUAAUCAUCCAGCUAACAUGCAGCUCCUGGGAGCUUACCCCAGAGCUGGGACAGACCAGACAACAGCAUCUGCAAGGGUGAUCAUGUGCUCAGCCAUGGGGUCAGGCUGGAGCUGCAUCGUUCUCCACCCAUGGCUGGACUCCAUUGAAGGGGGCAGAGGCCCCUAUGCUGCUCUCCUUGUCUCAGCGCCAGAGCGAAGGCCCCAUUUGUAUCUAAGACUUGCAUCGUGCCAGGCCACCCUGUGCAAUGUGGGCUGUGACUAAGGAGCCCAAAGGCUGAGACUGGGUGGCCCUGGGACCCCGGCAGCUGGCCGGCUUCUGCGUUUCUCUGUCACUCACUCACUCUUGAGUUUUUUUAUAAAAGACCCAGGACCUAAAAUGAUUGAUCCUGGCCCUUUUUAAUCAGCUGGAGGAGGACGAGGAAUGUUCUGGCUGCAUUACCCUCCCCAGGGCUGUGCAAUACCCUGAGCAACAACUGUGCUCUACUCCAGAGACUCAGGGGCAGCCACUCCAGCUGCAGCAUUCCCUGCACAAUGAAUAUGUCCCAGUCCUGGAAGGGUGCAGGCUGGGGCUGUGGCCAAACACAAGGUUAGGGCCUCAAAGUUACUAUGCUCCCUGUGCCCUGAAACAGCAGGUGUCCCCUAGCACCAGAGGCUGCAGCUCUGAGCGGUGGUCUGACUGUUCAGGCCAAGACACUUAGAGCUGCGCACUAAUCUCUGCUCCUCCUCCCCUCCAUUGUCUGAGAGACUCCUGGUGCUGAUCCCCAUCCUGCUAUGGUGGCCAAGCCCCUGCACCUGACUAGCUCUACCCUACCCUUACUGACCUGGCAAUGGGCCCAACUGCUGUCCCCAGCCAUACUAUGGAGUCAAGCCUUGCAAACAGCAUGUUCCCCCUGUCAAAGUAGCAGUGCUGAACAUGGGGCAAGAAUGGUUCUGUGAGGGCACAGGCAUGGGUGCAAAGCCUGUGGCAGGCUGGAGAAGGGAUUAGGGCAGGAGUGGGGAACCUUUUGGAUCAGGGCUGCUGACCCCCAGAAAAAUUAGUUGAGAGCUGUACACAAGUGAGAAGCCAAAAAAACAACCACCACAAACCCUCAAUUGAUGUGGCCCCUGCUGGGAAGCAGAAAGACAGUUCCCACAUUCUCUUCACACCCCAGAGCCUCAAGGGGCCCAGGCUGGUAGAUUUUGUGUGCUCCAGCCCUGUGGUGGGGGAAGAAGGGGGGGCUGGAGUGCCAGCACAUGCUCCCCAAUGCUGGGGUGGUGGCUUAGAGCCGUGGGAGCCAAAUCCAGGCCUUAAAUUAGGGGAAGAAGAGGCUGCAAGCACAACCCUGCUGCCCUAACUGGUCAGUGCUGCUAGGGGCUCUUGAA
Messenger RNA from Pelodiscus sinensis (Chinese soft-shelled turtle), 3270 nucleotides. It is a transcript of the gene KAT5, whose product is annotated as lysine acetyltransferase 5. The record is from RefSeq and is a predicted model, not a curated record. Gene Ontology annotation, biological process: regulation of DNA-templated transcription; double-strand break repair via homologous recombination. Gene Ontology annotation, cellular component: NuA4 histone acetyltransferase complex. Gene Ontology annotation, molecular function: histone H4K16 acetyltransferase activity. Lineage: Eukaryota; Metazoa; Chordata; Testudines; Trionychidae.